Homo sapiens (human) is the source of this 5811-nucleotide messenger RNA. It is a transcript of the gene PLCH2, whose product is annotated as phospholipase C eta 2. Gene Ontology annotation, biological process: signal transduction; phosphatidylinositol metabolic process; lipid metabolic process. The transcript is spliced from 22 exons. The coding region runs from base 1207 to 4266 and encodes 1019 amino acids. Gene Ontology annotation, molecular function: phosphatidylinositol-4,5-bisphosphate phospholipase C activity; C-type glycerophospholipase activity; calcium ion binding. The record is from RefSeq and is marked validated. NCBI's taxonomy places the organism in Eukaryota, Metazoa, Chordata, Mammalia, Primates, Hominidae. Gene Ontology annotation, cellular component: plasma membrane; cytoplasm.
GCGGCUGCGUCAGGGAUUCCUUGGUGGCCCUGGAGGGUGGAUAGGCUGGCCUGGGGGCCAUCAGGACAGCAGGUGACGGUCAGGCCAAUGCCAGCCGGGCCUGGGCACAGCCCUGUGGGGGCUUCGGAGGGCCCUGAGGAGGAGGAGGAAGAGGCAGAGGAGAGAAGGCCCCACGGAGGUCCUGUCGCCAGCGCUGCCACUGCCUGACCUCCGCUGCCCGAAGGCCGGUGGGCCUCUGUGGCCUCCGUGAAGCAGGCCCGGCUGUCGUCAGGCCAUGUCUGGUCCAUGGCCCUCCCCCGACAGCCGGACCAAGGGAACGGUGGCCUGGCUGGCGGAGGUACUCCUCUGGGUUGGAGGGAGUGUGGUGCUGUCUUCAGAGUGGCAGCUCGGCCCCCUGGGUAAGAAGGGGCAGGCGAGUGGCCUGGGCUGAGUGCUGGCCCUGGCCAGGUGACUGGUGGGUGGGGGCUGUUCCUGGAGGUGGGGGAAGCCUGGGCCUCCAUCCCAUCCUGCACUCGCCUCCCCUGUCCCCCGGGUGCUCUAGGGAUCAUGUGGGUCCAGCAGCGUCGGCUGGCCCUGCCCCUCAGCCGCUCAGAGGCGUGCUCAGCACACCUCGGUCUCCCAGGCACCUGCAGGGCCUGGGGGCUGAACCCAAGGGGGCGAGGGGGGAUCUCAGGUGGCUCCAAUGCUCUCAUUGAAGGGGUGCCUUGUGCUCUGGGGGUCAGUGGUGCUUGCAGCCCAGGCGGCUGGGCUGGCAUCCUGGUGCCGGACAUGAGGGCCUUUGCCGUUAGGAGACUCUGCAGAGGAGACUGGCUGGGUAUGGCUGGGAGGGUGGAGUGUGUGUCUUGUGGUGGCCUGUGGAGGGCCCCGGUCCGGGCUGGCCUGCCAGCUCUCUGUUCCAGCGGCAGACAGGGUCCUGUCCAGGCUGCCCUGUUGCAGGCCUCUGCCCGCCCCCUGCCCCUGUGUCCUGCCUCACCCCUCUCCUAAAUCCCUGCAGCCAUACCUGCGUCUUCACCUCCCAUGUGCCCCGGAGAGCCCAGCCCCCCAUGCCAUGGCUUCCAUCCCUUCAAUUCCCCUCUGCUCGUGAUCACGUAGUAGCUUCCCCAAGAAGGCCCGGCCAGUACUGCCCUUGGUCCUCUACAACGCCCCCGCCAGGGUCCCUCAGCGUGCAGACCUGGGGUGGGGAUUAACGUCUCUGUGCUUUAGCAGAUGGUACCUCUGGGACCCGGGCUUUCUGUGAGCAGGUGUGCAGGAACCGAGGGGGUGAGACCAGUCUGUUCCUGGGCUGGGACAGCUGACUCUGGCCUGGACUCCCUGGACCCUGCAGCCCCCUCUCCUGGGACAAGCUACAGCAGGAGGCUGAAUGGAGAGAGGAGGGGAGAGAAGGAGCGAGUGGAGCGGUGCAUGGGUGCCAUGCAAGAGGGGAUGCAGAUGGUGAAGCUGCGUGGCGGCUCCAAGGGCCUGGUCCGCUUCUACUACCUGGACGAGCACCGCUCCUGCAUCCGCUGGAGGCCCUCACGCAAGAACGAGAAGGCCAAGAUCUCCAUCGACUCCAUCCAGGAGGUGAGUGAGGGGCGGCAGUCGGAGGUCUUCCAGCGCUACCCUGACGGCAGCUUCGACCCCAACUGCUGCUUCAGCAUCUACCACGGCAGCCACCGCGAGUCGCUGGACCUGGUCUCCACCAGCAGCGAGGUGGCGCGCACCUGGGUCACUGGCCUGCGCUACCUCAUGGCCGGCAUCAGCGACGAGGACAGCCUGGCUCGCCGCCAGCGCACCAGGGACCAGUGGCUGAAGCAGACGUUUGACGAGGCCGACAAGAACGGGGAUGGCAGCCUGAGCAUUGGCGAGGUCCUGCAGCUGCUGCACAAGCUCAACGUGAACCUGCCCCGGCAGAGGGUGAAGCAGAUGUUCAGGGAAGCGGACACGGAUGACCACCAAGGGACGCUGGGUUUUGAAGAGUUCUGUGCCUUCUACAAGAUGAUGUCCACCCGCCGGGACCUCUACCUGCUCAUGCUGACCUACAGCAACCACAAGGACCACCUGGAUGCCGCCAGCCUGCAGCGCUUCCUGCAGGUGGAGCAGAAGAUGGCGGGUGUGACCCUCGAGAGCUGCCAGGACAUCAUCGAGCAGUUUGAGCCAUGCCCAGAAAACAAGAGUAAGGGGCUGCUGGGCAUUGAUGGCUUCACCAACUACACCAGGAGCCCUGCUGGUGACAUCUUCAACCCUGAGCACCACCAUGUGCACCAGGACAUGACGCAGCCGCUGAGCCACUACUUCAUCACCUCGUCCCACAACACCUACCUCGUGGGUGACCAGCUCAUGUCCCAGUCACGGGUGGACAUGUAUGCUUGGGUCCUGCAGGCUGGCUGCCGCUGCGUGGAGGUGGACUGCUGGGAUGGGCCCGACGGGGAGCCCAUUGUGCACCAUGGCUACACUCUGACUUCCAAGAUCCUCUUCAAAGACGUCAUUGAAACCAUCAACAAAUAUGCCUUCAUCAAGAAUGAGUACCCAGUGAUCCUGUCCAUCGAAAACCACUGCAGUGUCAUCCAGCAGAAGAAAAUGGCCCAGUAUCUGACUGACAUCCUUGGGGACAAGCUGGACCUGUCAUCAGUGAGCAGUGAAGAUGCCACCACACUCCCCUCUCCACAGAUGCUCAAGGGCAAGAUCCUCGUGAAGGGGAAGAAGCUCCCAGCCAACAUCAGCGAGGAUGCGGAGGAAGGCGAGGUGUCUGAUGAGGACAGUGCUGAUGAGAUUGACGAUGACUGCAAGCUCCUCAAUGGGGAUGCAUCCACCAAUCGAAAGCGUGUAGAAAACACUGCUAAGAGGAAACUGGAUUCCCUCAUCAAAGAGUCGAAGAUUCGGGACUGUGAGGACCCCAACAACUUCUCCGUCUCCACACUGUCCCCAUCUGGAAAGCUCGGACGCAAGAGCAAGGCUGAAGAGGACGUGGAGUCUGGGGAGGAUGCCGGGGCCAGCAGACGCAAUGGCCGCCUCGUCGUGGGAAGCUUCUCCAGGCGCAAGAAGAAGGGCAGCAAGCUGAAGAAGGCGGCCAGCGUGGAGGAGGGAGAUGAGGGUCAGGACUCCCCGGGAGGCCAGAGCCGAGGGGCGACCCGGCAGAAGAAGACCAUGAAGCUGUCCCGGGCCCUCUCUGACCUGGUGAAGUACACCAAGUCCGUGGCCACCCACGACAUAGAGAUGGAGGCGGCGUCCAGCUGGCAGGUGUCGUCCUUCAGCGAGACCAAGGCCCACCAGAUUCUGCAGCAGAAGCCGGCGCAGUACCUACGCUUCAACCAGCAGCAGCUCUCCCGCAUCUACCCCUCCUCCUACCGUGUGGACUCCAGCAACUACAACCCGCAGCCCUUCUGGAACGCCGGCUGCCAAAUGGUUGCCCUGAACUACCAGUCAGAGGGGCGGAUGCUGCAGCUGAACCGAGCCAAGUUCAGCGCCAACGGUGGCUGCGGCUACGUACUCAAGCCUGGGUGCAUGUGCCAGGGCGUGUUCAACCCCAACUCGGAGGACCCCCUGCCCGGGCAGCUCAAGAAGCAGCUGGUGCUCCGGAUCAUCAGUGGCCAGCAGCUUCCCAAGCCGCGCGACUCCAUGCUGGGGGACCGUGGGGAGAUCAUCGACCCCUUUGUGGAGGUGGAGAUCAUUGGGCUCCCUGUGGACUGCAGCAGGGAGCAGACCCGCGUGGUGGACGACAACGGGUUCAACCCCACCUGGGAGGAGACCCUGGUUUUCAUGGUGCACAUGCCGGAGAUCGCGCUGGUCCGCUUCCUCGUCUGGGACCACGAUCCCAUCGGGCGUGACUUCAUUGGCCAGAGGACGCUGGCCUUCAGCAGCAUGAUGCCAGGCUACAGACACGUGUACCUAGAAGGGAUGGAAGAGGCCUCCAUCUUCGUGCAUGUGGCUGUCAGUGACAUCAGCGGUAAGGUCAAGCAGGCUCUGGGCCUAAAAGGCCUCUUCCUCCGAGGCCCAAAGCCCGGCUCGCUGGACAGUCAUGCUGCUGGGCGGCCCCCGGCCCGGCCCUCCGUUAGCCAGCGGAUCCUGCGGCGCACGGCCAGCGCCCCGACCAAGAGCCAGAAGCCGGGCCGCAGGGGCUUCCCGGAGCUGGUCCUGGGUACACGGGACACAGGCUCCAAGGGGGUGGCAGACGAUGUGGUGCCCCCCGGGCCCGGACCUGCUCCGGAAGCCCCAGCCCAGGAGGGGCCCGGCAGCGGCAGCCCCCGAGCGGCCACUCCCCCCACUGUGCAGCCUGGAAACCAUCGCUGAGGAGCCCGCCCCAGGCCCUGGUCCCCCGCCACCAGCGGCUGUCCCCACCAGCUCUUCUCAGGGACGGCCCCCAUACCCCACAGGACCCGGAGCCAAUGUGGCAAGCCCCCUAGAGGACACUGAGGAGCCCCGAGACAGCAGGCCUCGGCCGUGCAACGGCGAGGGCGCCGGCGGGGCAUACGAGAGGGCCCCCGGCAGCCAGACGGACGGCAGGAGCCAGCCCCGGACCCUGGGCCACCUGCCCGUGAUUAGAAGGGUGAAGAGUGAGGGGCAGGUGCCCACGGAGCCCCUGGGAGGGUGGCGGCCCCUGGCCGCUCCCUUUCCAGCUCCUGCCGUGUACUCCGAUGCCACGGGCAGUGACCCGCUGUGGCAGCGGCUGGAGCCAUGUGGCCACCGAGACAGCGUUUCCUCCUCCUCCAGCAUGUCAUCCAGCGACACUGUCAUUGACCUCUCCCUGCCCAGCCUGGGCCUGGGCCGCAGCCGUGAGAACCUCGCUGGAGCCCACAUGGGACGCCUGCCCCCCAGGCCCCACUCGGCUUCGGCUGCCCGCCCAGACCUGCCACCUGUGACCAAGAGCAAAUCCAACCCCAACCUUCGGGCUACAGGCCAGCGGCCUCCCAUACCUGACGAACUGCAGCCCAGGUCCCUGGCCCCAAGGAUGGCUGGCCUCCCCUUCCGGCCUCCCUGGGGCUGCCUUUCCCUGGUGGGCGUGCAGGACUGCCCCGUGGCUGCCAAGUCCAAGAGCCUGGGCGACCUCACUGCUGAUGACUUUGCCCCUAGCUUUGAGGGCGGCUCCCGCAGACUGAGCCACAGCCUGGGCCUCCCGGGAGGGACACGGCGGGUGUCGGGGCCAGGGGUGAGACGGGACACCCUGACAGAGCAGCUGCGCUGGCUCACUGUCUUCCAGCAGGCAGGAGACAUCACGUCACCCACCAGCCUGGGCCCGGCUGGGGAGGGGGUGGCAGGGGGCCCUGGUUUUGUGCGGCGCUCCUCCUCCCGCAGCCACAGCCGCGUGCGUGCCAUUGCCAGCCGGGCCCGCCAGGCCCAGGAGCGGCAGCAGAGACUGCAGGGCCUGGGCCGGCAGGGACCCCCAGAAGAGGAGCGGGGCACCCCCGAGGGCGCCUGCUCCGUGGGCCACGAGGGCAGUGUGGAUGCACCAGCACCCUCCAAGGGAGCCCUCGGGCCAGCAUCCGCGGCUGCUGAAAACCUGGUCCUGCUCCGCCUCUGACCGUCAGUGGUGGGAACCUGGGCGGCUCUGGAGGCCCAGGGCAGGGGUGGGCGUGUUGUUUGCUCAGGAAACAGGGCAGCCAGGCCCCCAAAACUGUGUCCCCCUGGCUGCCCUGUGUCCCCUCCACCCCUGCCUCCCUCCUGCCCCUGCUCCCGGGGAGGAAAGGCUAAAGCUGCUGGCCCGGGGCCCACAGGAGGGGCUUCGAGGCUGGCCCUGCCAGGCAGUUUUCCCGGCGUUUUAGGAUCUGUACAUAGAGAAAUAUUUAAAUUUUUAGAAGCAAAACUUAUACAACAUUAAAAUGAUACCAAGUCCCUUUC